Molecule: messenger RNA, 3270 nt
Organism: Danio rerio (zebrafish)
Lineage: Eukaryota; Metazoa; Chordata; Actinopteri; Cypriniformes; Danionidae
Source: RefSeq, a predicted model, not a curated record
GAAAAAGUCAGUCAGUUUGAUUUAAACACUGUUAACUACCACCUGUGUUGUGAUAUUGUCCACUGGCAGCAGUAAUGGUGCGGCGUGCUGCUGAUGAAGCGGACGUGCUCGUUUCCACGGAAACGGGAUGCGGGCUGGAGACGGAGAGCGUUUAAAAGCAUCUCCAGCUGCGUGCGGAUGCAGCGACAUCCUACUAACCUACAUACCAACCUGAAACACGCAAUGGCGGCCAAAGGAACAUUUCUCCACUGACAUAUGAUGAUCUACUGCGGCGAAGCGGAACAUAAACGUUCACUAUGAAGAGUAUGGAGCAGGAGCUGCAGUGUCCCGUCUGCAAGGACAUUGUCAAGCAGCCCAUUGUACUUCCGUGUCUGCACAGCGUGUGCCUGAUGUGUGCCUCAGAGGUGCUGAUUCAAAGCGGGUAUCCUCAACCCGAGCUCCCGCCGGAGCCCAACUCACCCGCUUCCACCCCAAACAUGCGCUCACCAAGACAGAUGCGCAGACCCAUGCCUAAAUCUGACCGCGUGGACCGCCUGUUGCGCUCAGGCUCUGGGACAUACCCGGGUCGCAGGCGAAAGGACGGCCCCCCACCUCUUAUGCUGUUUCCUUGCGCCCCCUGUGGGCGAGAUGUAGAACUAGGUGAGAGAGGACUGGCUGAGUGCAUGAGAAACCUGGCACUGGAGAGGAUUGUGGAAAGGUAUAGACACACAGUGAGUCUGGGCAGUGUGGCAGUGAUGUGUCAGUUUUGUAAACCCCCACAGGCCCUGGAGGCCACUAAAGGCUGCGCAGACUGCAGAGCCAGCUUCUGCAAUGAGUGCUUCAAACUCUACCACCCCUGGGGCACUCCUCGAGCCCAGCACGAACAUGUUCAGCCCACACUCAACUUCAGGCCAAAGGUGCUGACAUGCCCAGAACACGAUCAGGAGAGGCUGCAGUAUUACUGUAAGUCAUGUCAGAUGCUUCUCUGCUCUCUCUGUAAACUGCGUCGAGUCCAUGCGGGUCACAAAAUUGCACCCGUCACCCAAGCCUACCAGACUCUCAAGGACAAGAUCACCAAGGAGCUGAACUACAUCCUGUCCAAUCAGGACAUGGUGUUGACUCAGAUCACACAACUGGAGAGCGCUGUCACUCAAACUGAGGUGAACAGCGUAUCGGCCAAAGAGCAGCUCUCUCACUGUGUGAAGGAGAUAAUGGCGCUGCUAACCGAGAGGCAGACAAUGCUGGCGCAGGCUCUGGAAGGUUCACGGCAGAGAAGGGCAGAUGCUUUGUCCAGUCAGGUGGCCGAAAAACGCAGCCUGCUGGAGCAUGCUGGACUGAUGGCUUUCACCCAAGAGCUGCUCAAAGAAAAUGACCCAUCGAGCUUUGUUCACGCAGCUAGAAUAACACACAACAGAUUGGCCCAGUCUAUUGAAUCUAUGCAGCAUUUUGCUCUCUCUGCCGAUCCCUCGUUUCGUCACUUCCAGCUUGAUAUUUCCAGAGAGCUCAAACUCCUCACUGACCUGAACUUCAUUCAGGCCCCUUUCGCACCUGUAAUUGACACCCAGCGGACCCUCGCCUAUGACCAGCUCUUCCUGUGCUGGCGGUUGCCCCAAGACUCCACUCCAGCCUGGCAUUUCUCUGUGGAAUUUCGCCGACGAGGGGUAGUGCCAGGGGGCGGGGCAAGAGGGGGUAUUCGCGGGGGAUUGGCUGCCGCUCGCUGGGGCUGGCAGAGAUUGGAGGAGGUAACCGGGACCUGCGCUGUGAUUGACAGGCUGGAGAUGGACAGUGUGUAUGUGCUCAGAGUGAGAGGCUGCAAUAAGGCCGGCUUUGGAGAAUACAGCGAGGAAGUAUAUUUACACACACCACCAGCUCCAGUUUUGAAUUUUUACCUGGACUCUCGCUGGGGUCUGCACGCGGACAGACUGGUGGUGAGUAAGGAGCAGCGAUGCGCCCGCAGUGUGCCCGGUCUGUCUCUGCUGCAGGCCGCUGAUCGGGCACUGACCUCCUGCCACCUGACAGCGGAUCUGCUGGUGGGAGAUGUGGCCAUAACACAGGGACGACACUACUGGGCAUGCUCAGUGGAGCCCGGCUCAUAUCUGGUCAAGGUUGGCGUAGGCCUGGAGUCAAAACUUCAAGAGUGGUUUCAUCUUCCUCAAGACAUGGCAAGUCCAAGAUUUGAUCCAGACAGCGGUCAUGACAGUGGAGCUGAAGAUUCAUCAGAUUCUCCUCCCCCUUUUGCUUUCCUCACAAUGGGCAUGGGAAAGAUCUACCUGCCUUCUUCUGUCAACUCCCAUCACUGCAACGCUAAUUACAGAGAGUCUGGCUUCACUAAUGGCAACGGCCCUUCCUCGCCAACCGGCGUCACUUAUCCGUUGCCACCGAGACUAGGAGUGUGUCUCGACUUUGAGAAGGGGCGUGUCACAUUUUACGAUGCCCAUUCGCUCCGCCCACUAUGGGAGGGGCCUGUGGACUGCUCCGCCCCAGUGUGCCCUGCGUUCUGUUUCAUCGGAGGCGGGGCUCUGCAGCUACAGGAGCUGGUAGCCAAUCGUAACGCAAAUCAAACCCCUGUGAGACGAGUCACCAUACAAUCACGUGUCACAAAACUGAACUGACCUUCGUUUUUAUAAUUCGAUUUUAAGAGACUCGAUUUUAAGUUUUUAAUUGCACCCAACGUAAAAACCUCUGCUGGUGUUUCUUUUGGUAUUGAGAGGCCUUUAUUGUGGCACUGCUUGCUGAAUUUUAAAACUUUAAAAAAGAAUACAAUUAAUUUGCUGUCACCUACACACUUACCGGCCACUUUAUUAGGUACACCCGUCCAACUACUCGUAAACGCAAGUUGCAGCAACUCAAUGCAUGUACACAUGUAGACAUGUUGCAGUUCAAAACGAGCAUCAGAGUUGGGAAGACUUAUUAUUAUUAGAGUUAUUUAAAUGACUUUUAACGUGGCAUGGUUGUUGAUGCUAGACGGGCUGGUCUGAGUAUUUCAGAAACUGCUGAUCUACUGGAUUUUUUACGCACAACCAUCUCUAGGGUCUACAGAGAAUGGUUUGAAAAAGAGAAAAUAUCCAGUGAGCGGCAGUUCUGUGAGCGCAAAUGCCUUGUUGAUGCCAGAGGUCAGAGGAGAAUGGCCAGACUGGUUACAGCUGAUAGAAAUACAACAGUAGCUCAAAACUCAUUACAACAGAGAAAGGCAGAAGAGCAUCUCUGAAUGCACAACACAUCCAACCUUGAGACAGAUGGGCUACAGCAGCAGAAGACAACACCGGGUGCCACUCCUUUCAGCUAAGAACA